Molecule: messenger RNA, 2087 nt
Organism: Doryrhamphus excisus (bluestripe pipefish)
Lineage: Eukaryota; Metazoa; Chordata; Actinopteri; Syngnathiformes; Syngnathidae
Product: CCN family member 1
Biological process (GO): positive regulation of cell differentiation; positive regulation of cell migration; signal transduction
Cellular component (GO): extracellular region
Molecular function (GO): heparin binding; integrin binding
Source: RefSeq, a predicted model, not a curated record
AUCGAUGAAAUUGAACAAGCGAUGGCGGACAUUUGGUGAUCGUUGAGGAGUCGGAUAUAAUCUUUGUGGAUAAAAUCUAUUCUUUUUAUACCGGAAGCGGAUUUAUUCGCCUGUUCCAAGCCACCUUUGGGGCUUGUAUGUGAAUCGGCUGACAGCAUGGGGGUGCUGCUGUUCCUUGCGGUCAUACAAGCCGUGGAGGUCGGGAUGGUGUCUGCAGAGUGCCCAGUGGUGUGCGAGUGCCCAGCCGGGCCCCCGUCCUGUCCCCCGGGGGUGAGUUCUGUGCCGGAUGGGUGCGGCUGCUGCAAAGUGUGUGCCGCACAGCUGAACCAGGACUGCCAGGAAGGAAGACCCUGCGACCACCACAAAGGCCUGGAGUGCAACUACGGCAACGAUGUGGGUCGGACCCACGGCAUCUGCAGGGCAAGGGCAGAAGGCCGGUCCUGCGAAUACAACGGGCGGAUCUACCAAAAUGGCGAGAAUUUCCACGCCGGUUGCAAGCACCAGUGCACCUGCAUAGACGGGGCAGUGGGUUGUGUGCCCCUGUGCCCCGACCGUGUGCCCUUGGCGUCCCCUUCCUGCCCCGCCCCCCACCUGGUCAAGGUGCCCGGCCAGUGCUGCCUCAGCAUCGACUGCCACAAGGGCUCCACCGUCGUGCCCCCGCCUUACCCGCCCUACCCCUUCAUGCGCUACCCGGCCCACCCCCACCCCCACCUCAAACCGUACCACAAGCCGUACCCCUACAAGCCCCAAAACGGGAUGGACGCCCUGGGGAACGAGCUGAUGGAGGUGGGACGCAAAUGGGACAAGCGGCGCGGCCACAAGCACCUGGCGGCGUGGAGGCAGGGAGGAGACGAGUGCGUGGUCCAGACCACUUCCUGGUCCCAGUGUUCUCGCAGCUGUGGGAUGGGCAUCUCCUCUCGCGUCACCAACGACAACGCUCGCUGUAAGCUAAUCAAGGAAAGUCGUCUCUGCAACGUACGGCCCUGCAGCUCCAUGUCCAUCCCCGUCAAGAAAGGCCGGAAGUGCUCCCGAACCCACAAAGCCCCCGAGCCGCACCGCCUGUCCUACGCCGGCUGCAGGAGCACUCGCCUGCACAGGCCCAACUACUGCGGCGUCUGUCGAGACGGCCGCUGCUGCUCGCCUCGCCGCACGCGCACGUCCAGCGUCACCUUCGCCUGCCCGGACGGCGAGCGCUUCACCCGAUCCGUGAUGUUCAUCCAGUCGUGCAAGUGCAGCGACGAGUGCAACCACCUCAACGAGGCCGCCAUGCCCCCGCAGCGAUGGCUGUACGGGGACACGCACAAGUUCCUGGACUAGCCGAGUGAGCCACGCCGUCCCCGGUAGAGAAUAGUCCCGAGUCCUGAUUCCUGUAUCCUUGAGCAGACGCAAGCCGUGAGCUUCUGCAUCUCCAACUUGACCAGAGCAGCUCUGCUGUAGUCUAGAUUGUUUUAAAAGCCACCCAAUAGUUGCACCAAGUCACCCCCGGACGCUGAGACUUUUCCAUUGGGGGGGGGCCAUGCAAGUAGCCGCCACACACAAACACGUACGGUGAGUUUUUGGGAAUGAUAGCGGAUUGUUAGUAGCGACGCAGCAAGGCCGAUGGCGGCUUCUGGUGCGACCGCAUUUGGUAUUUAUUCAGGCCCAUUUAUCGUGGGGUCACGCCCACGCGGCCAUCUUUGGAGCGUCACGGGCCUCCCAGGGACCAAACAGCUGAGAGCCGCCAGCCAUUGAAGGGAGCGGACUCCCAGACUCCGGGGUCCAAUCAGAGGCCUCAGCCGAUGGCGGAUGAUGAAGGCUGCAGAGGCGGCGUGUGGAGCCUCGCUACGGAAGUCAAAGGUUGACACGGCUGGACUCGUCUCCGGCCUGGUCUCCACGAGAACCAUUUAGCAAGCACCGAAGGAACAGGCCUGGGAUUCUGGUGUCUACAAGUCCACCUCCUAAUUCCGGGCAAAUUACAAUCACGACUGGAGGAACGGCGCUCUAAUAAAAAUGGAAAACCCAUCAUUUGCGACGAGAGGGUGGAAGUGGAAACGCUUGGCUGAGUCAUGAAAAAAAAACCUGUUAGUCAUGCUUCUUGGGGGGGGGGG